This is a messenger RNA of Labrus mixtus (cuckoo wrasse), 1436 nucleotides long. RefSeq lists its product as uncharacterized. NCBI's taxonomy places the organism in Eukaryota, Metazoa, Chordata, Actinopteri, Labriformes, Labridae. Gene Ontology annotation, molecular function: interleukin-17 receptor activity. The transcript has 10 exons. The record is from RefSeq and is a predicted model, not a curated record.
AUAUUGGUGACCUGGCCGAGUCAUCGACGUGAGGCGGAGCUUAGUCUGGCUGUGUUUAUAAACCAGUACCACAGCCUCUCUGAAAUCUCGGGCUCAUUCAACAAGUGUGUUACAGGACAAACGGGAUCAAGAUGUUGGGAGUGAAGCUGAUCAUUUUCUCCUUAAUCGUGAUCAAGGUGACAGCGAAUGAAAUUAAAAUGGAGUGUCGUGAAUUCUCUGGUAUCCCUCCUUCCAACCUGACCUCUCCAUCUUUACUGGCAGACUUGAAAGUUGAGCUGGUGACAUGGGAAGGAAUGUAUAUGCUGAACAUAAGCUGGGCAAUAAACAUUGAUGGUAGUAUUGAAUAUCUGAAUGCCACUCGCAUUCUCACAGGAAGUCUUGCAGUACCAUACCAUUGUGAAUACAACCCACCCUUGGCCACGGCUAACAUCACUGGGUCAAAGCAGAUAUGGUUUCAUUAUUUGAUAAAAACCGUCUCUGGCUCUGAAGUCAUCCAAGCUGCCAAUAUCCCUCUGGCUCCAAAGGGGAUCUGUUACAAAGGUGUUAGUAUUACAGUGCCUACUCCAAAACCCUAUGUGAAAACAAGAACUACUCAAGUUCCUCCAGUUUAUUCUACAGCCUCAGGCUUGGGACAGGAAGCAGUCCUCAACGGUGCCGACCUAACCAGCAUAGUCAUUGCCACUUUUGGAUGCCUGGCCAGUUUGAUAGUCCUGAGUUGCUUCUACAUUAUCUGUCGCUUUGGGGCCAAAUUAGCGAUUUCAUCGUGCUUCAAGGGUUGUCAUCCAUCUCCCAUGUUACCUGUUCCUGUCCUUGUGGUGUAUCCUGCUGAGAAUUCUGCCUUUCAGAGGGCAGUGGUGGCCUUGGCAGAGUUUCUUCAGUGGCAAGGUGGCUGCUGUGUUGCUGUCGACAUUUGGCAGCAGGGCAAGAUCGCAAAGCUGGGGCCAAUGCGCUGGUUGACAGAACAGGCCAAAGCUGCUAAUCGAGUGCUCAUUGUCAGUCCACAGGUGGAACUUCCAAUUUCCUAUCCCAGCCACCUUCCAAACGACUGCUUCCCAACACCCUCCAUCCCAGCUUCAGCUCAAGACCUUUACCCCUUGGUUCUCAACAUGGUGGUGAGCCAUGCAAAAAGUUCCAGAGACUUGGCUAAGUUCUGGGUGGUGCAACUAGGCGACCAGCAACAGUACAAGAGGUGUGGUAAUCUGGUGCCAGAAUUAAGGGCCUGCAAGACUUUUUGUGUGAUGAAAGACUUGAACAAGCUGUGCAUGAGUCUUCAUGAGCACGCGCAGGAAAACAAGAGGAUUUCAACUCAGAUCUUAAAACCAGGGAUAGUUUACAGUGAAAAGAGUGUCGAGACCUUAAGGGAAGCUGUAGAGAUGAUAAAGUGAUAUCAGCCCGCUUACUCAGAGAGGCAGAGACAUUGCAGUCUGGAAUAUUAA